This is a messenger RNA of Spea bombifrons (plains spadefoot toad), 1190 nucleotides long. RefSeq names its product diacylglycerol O-acyltransferase 2-like. The record is from RefSeq and is a predicted model, not a curated record. Gene Ontology annotation, cellular component: endoplasmic reticulum membrane. Gene Ontology annotation, biological process: triglyceride biosynthetic process. Lineage: Eukaryota; Metazoa; Chordata; Amphibia; Anura; Pelobatidae. Bases 58 to 1047 code for a protein of 329 amino acids. Gene Ontology annotation, molecular function: diacylglycerol O-acyltransferase activity. The transcript is spliced from 7 exons.
AUAGACGAGUCUUCUUAUAUUCUAUACAUAUCCCGGUCCACGGAACAUAGCUUUGUGAUGGAGGACACGUGGAAGAAGCACAUCCAGGCCUUGAGUGUUUUCCAGUGGGUACUGACCUUCGUUUUCAUGGGAUCAUUUUUUACAAUUCUCCUCCUAUACUUGAUGUUUACGUCAUUGUGGAUAAUCCCUGUCACCUAUUUCACUUGGCUGCUAAUGGACUGGGAGACCCCAGAAAGAGGUGGUCGUAGGACCGAGUGGGUGAGGAGAUGGACAGUGUGGUCACGUUUCAGAGAAUAUUUUCCUAUAAAGCUGGUGCAGUCAUCGCCGCUAAGCCCCGACAGGAAUUACGUUCUGGGUUGUCAUCCUCAUGGGAUCAUGUCAGUUGCCGCCUUCAGUAAUUUUGCUACUGAGGCCAAUGGCUUCUCCGAUGUAUAUCCAGGAGUCCGACCGUGGCUGGCCGUUCUUGCGGGAAUGUUCCGGCUGCCAAUUUACCGUGACUAUAUCAUGUCUGCAGGAGUGGUUCCCGUAAGCAGGGACAGCAUACAGUAUCUCCUGUCACGCUGCGGCACAGGGAACGCGGUUUUUAUCGUGGUGGGAGGCGCAGCCGAGUCCCUGCAGAGCAGCCCCACCGAGAAUAUGGUGACCCUAUCGGGAAGGAAGGGUUUUGUCAGACUGGCUCUGCAGAAUGGGGCAGAUCUUGUUCCCGUAUAUUCCUUUGGCGAGAACGACAUAUUUGAGCAGGUUCAUUUUAGCCCGGGUUCCUGGGGUUGGAGACUGCAGCUUCUCUUCCAGAAACAUGUGGGCUUUGCCCCCUGUCUGUUCUAUGGCAGGGGGGUGUUUAAUGCAGACAGCUGGGGCUUUAACCCUAUCCCGCGCCCUCUUACCACUGUGGUGGGGCGGCCUAUCCGUGUACCUCACUGCCCGGUGCCCUCGGAAGAAGACGUCUCCCACUAUCACAGCCUCUACAUACAGGGGCUUCAGCAGCUCUUCGACGAGUAUAAAGUUUACUGUGGACUUUCCGAGACAGAUACCCUGCGCAUCAUCUAACCGGCUGACCUCUACGGCCUGGGUGCUUCGGCCAGAUGUGGGACUCGGGCCACCACGCUCAACAAGCAGGAGGAUAAUUGGAGGACACGUGACCUUCAAAUCACCUUAGCCUUAUUUUAGGCAAUUAGAAAAGUUAUAUCAAA